AUGGAGCGGGCGCUAGGGCUGCCCGCAGAAGAGGACCUCUUCCACAAGAGCCUCGCCGCCUCGGCCAAGCGCAUGGAGUCCGCCUUCCGCUCGCCCCCGGGGCUCGACCUCUCCCACCCCCGCGACCGCCAGCCCUCGCCGCUCGCCUGCUACGAGGCGGCGGAGCCCGAGGCGCUGCUGCAGCCCGGCGUCGGCGGCGACCCGCUGGCGCUGCCGCCGGGCUCCGUCUGCGUCAAGUACGGCGAGAGCGCCAGCCGCAGCUCGGUGGCCGAGAGCAGCGGCGGCGAGCAGAGCCCCGACGACGACAGCGACGGCCGCUGCGAGCUGGUUCUGCGCGGCGCCGGGGGGGACCCGCGCGUCGCCUCGCCGGCGGCGGGCGGCGGCGGCGGCGGCGGCGGGGGGGGCGGGGGGCUGAAGGCGGCCGAGGGUGGCUGCUCCAACAGCCACGGGCACGGCGGCAGCAAGAAGUCCAAGGAGCAGAAGGCGCUGCGCCUCAACAUCAACGCGCGGGAGCGGCGGCGGAUGCACGACCUGAACGACGCGCUGGACGAGCUACGGGCGGUCAUCCCCUACGCGCACAGCCCCUCGGUGCGGAAGCUCUCCAAGAUUGCCACGCUCCUCCUGGCCAAGAACUACAUCCUGAUGCAGGCGCAGGCCCUGGAGGAGAUGCGGCGCCUGGUGGCUUAUCUCAACCAGGGCCAGGCCAUCUCGGCCGCCUCCCUGCCCAGCUCCGCCGCGGCGGCGGCGGCGGCGGCGGCUGCGCUGCACCCCGCCCUCGGCGCCUACGAGCAGGCGGCCGGCUACCCCUUCAGCGCCGGGCUGCCCCCCGCCACCUCCUGCCCGGAGAAAUGUGCCAUUUUCAACAGCGUCUCCUCCAGCCUCUGCAAACAGUGCACGGAGAAGCCUUAAGCGCCGCCGCCGUUGCCGCCCCCCGCC
Calypte anna (Anna's hummingbird) is the source of this 936-nucleotide messenger RNA. RefSeq names its product basic helix-loop-helix family member e22 (gene BHLHE22). Gene Ontology annotation, molecular function: protein dimerization activity. The transcript has a single exon. Lineage: Eukaryota; Metazoa; Chordata; Aves; Apodiformes; Trochilidae. Bases 1 to 909 code for a protein of 302 amino acids. The record is from RefSeq and is a predicted model, not a curated record.